Molecule: messenger RNA, 802 nt
Organism: Camelina sativa (false flax)
Lineage: Eukaryota; Viridiplantae; Streptophyta; Magnoliopsida; Brassicales; Brassicaceae
Source: RefSeq, a predicted model, not a curated record
GCAAACUCUUCUUCUUCUUCUUGUGACUCUUUACGUUUCCUUCUUCUUCUUCUUCUCUUCCCUAUACACAAUAUAUAACCCUACCAUUUUAUGUAUAGAGACUAAGAUCAUUUCGAGUCUAUCUUCUCUCCAAAACCUAAUAUCGAGAUAUUUAUUCAAUAUAACAUUACCAACAAAAACCUCCUCAAAUGGCGGAGGAGUACGAUGAAUCUGAGGUACUAUUCUCCAAUAAUGGUUUCAGCUCUGUUCACCAACUAGAUGAAAAAAACAAGAAUCUUCUGUUCGGUUCCUAUGGAGAUCAGUGGAACAAGACAAGACGUAUCAAGAAGACGACGGAGGACAAGGCCUUAUCGAGCUCUCUCCCGGUGAAUAUUCCGGAGAACAUGUUUCGUAGGUACGUUGAGAAAGAGGAGGAACAUUUUGACGGUGGAGAAGAGAUAGUGCCGCCGCAUAUUAUGGUCGGACGGAGGAUCCAAGGAGGAGGACAAAUGGCGUUUUCCGUUUGUUCAGGUAGUGGAAGGACUCUUAAGGGAAGAGAUCUGAGACGGGUUCGUAAUUCGGUUCUUAGGUUAACCGGUUUUUUGGAGGCUUGAAUCGUUACCGGUUUGCCAUUUUCUAUCAUAAUUUCUCGUUUUUUUUUUGUUUUUGCAUAUUACGGAAAAUUCCAGUGUUCCCGUGUUGUUUUUAUCUUUAAGUAAAGGUGGGGAAAAUGUGAAACAAAUAUUUAUUUAUCCCCUUCGUUCCUAUUUUUUUCAUAUUCUUUAAAUUUUCCCUAAGUUGUAAUAGGAAACAUAAGAAAAUU